Messenger RNA from Stylonychia lemnae, 681 nucleotides. NCBI's taxonomy places the organism in Eukaryota, Ciliophora, Spirotrichea, Sporadotrichida, Oxytrichidae. The record is from the annotation of a GenBank genome assembly.
AUGCAUUGGAAAGAAUAGUUAAGAUCAUUCAAUAACGCUUGCAAAGAUGCUUCUACAGGUUGGUCUUGCACUGAAUUCUACAAUAAUACUCUCUAUGCAAAAUACGUAUGUCCAUUCAACAGUGUAACCUGCGGGAGUACAGAUACUUAUAAUCUGACUGAGGUUGGCAAAACAGUUAAUCUAUCAAUGGGAUUAACUAGAGGAGAUGUUUGCUUCUAUAAAAUAAAAACUAAAUGCGGGCUUCCAAAGGUAGAUCUUACCAGAGUUGAUAACUCUGACAAUAUCUUGAUCGAAUAUAUUGAAUAUGAAAGUGGGACUCUGUUUUAGGGUACAAGCUAUGUCCAUGGAAAGCAUGGAUCUGCUCCUGGUAGUGAAAUGCCUUAUCGGACUGAGACAUUUGUAUACGACUCUGAUAGAAAAGUUUACUAAGGUAGACUGAUAAAUGGAUAAGGGUUUCAUAUAUGGGGGAGUCGAGAUCAGGGAACUUAAUCAGGACUUCCAUCAGGUUCAGAAAACUGCAAAGAUAGGUAUACAUAUUUGAUUUUCACGAGUUUGACAGACACAGCAAGUACAGUUAAAGUAGGUAUUGAAACAAUAACAUAUAGUUCGGCAUCAUUAUUAAAAAUCAGUUUCAUAGUUAUUUAUGGAAUCAGUAUGAUGAUUGUAUUUUUAAAUUUUUGA